This is a messenger RNA of Protopolystoma xenopodis, 207 nucleotides long. The record is from the annotation of a GenBank genome assembly. NCBI's taxonomy places the organism in Eukaryota, Metazoa, Platyhelminthes, Monogenea, Polystomatidea, Polystomatidae.
AUGAUGGGCCUGUUGAAGGCAAGGUUACUCCACAGGACGAUCACCCUUGGGACGACGGUGUCUGCUAUGGCGAACGGUCAACUGCACUCGAAAUCAGCGCUUCCUCUACGCGUGUUACAGCGUCGUAAACGCUGCCGAACAAAAUCGCCAAGCCAAAUCUUGCGCCGAAUGACAGCUACCGCACGCCACUCCUCCGCAUCUCAAUAA